GGGAAUCUGAGAAACAAUUAUUAAUCGAUGUCUGUACACGAUAAAUGAAUCUGGAAUACUUCUUAAGCUAAGAGGCGAUAAAUUGCCUAAUAACUUAUAACAUAUCAAUACUGAUUGAAACAAGUGGACAUUUUCCAUUCUCGGACAGAUGUCGAAGAUACUGUUUCUAAUUGCCUUUAUAGUGUACGCUACUGCGAUCAUCAAGGCUGAUAAGAAGAUAGUUUGUUACUAUGGUAGCUGGUCAGCUUAUCGUCGUGGACUUGGACAAUUCGAACCGACCGACAUAGAUCCAAAUCUAUGUACUCAUAUAAUCUAUACUUUCGUUGGUAUUUCUGAGGAUGGUAACGUUAGAAUAUUAGAUAGCUGGCUAGAUCUGCCAAACGGCCGAGAUGGUUAUGGAAAAUUCACCAGACUUCGUCAACUGAAUCCAGAAACUAAGGCUUUGAUAGCGAUAGGUGGUUGGAACGAAGGUUCCACGAAAUAUUCUAAUGUUGUAGCGAAUCCUAACGUACGUGCACGAUUCGUUCAGAACGUGAUUAGGUUUUUGAAAACGUAUGAUUUCGACGGUUUCGACUUCGAUUGGGAAUAUCCGAACCAGCGUGGCGGGAAACCAGCCGACAAAGAAAACUAUAUUGCAUUGUUGAAAGAAUUAAGAGAAGAAUUCGAUAAACAUGGUUACAUUCUCAGUGUGGCGGUCGCUGCUGCCGAAGUCUCGGCUUCUAAAUCUUACCUUAUUUCGCAAGUCUCACAAUAUCCUCACAUUAUUAAUUUAAUGGCAUACGACUUGAAUGGAUCGUGGAACAAUUUCGCAGCGAUUAACGCUCCUCUAUAUCCUUCCUCUGAGGAAUCAGGAGAGCAAGCUAAGCUCAAUGUGAAUUCGUCUGUUCAAUAUUGGCUUGCACAAGGUGCACCUGCUGACAAGCUCAUUCUUGGUGUUCCCGCUUACGGUAGAUCCUUUACCUUGUCGAGUUCCGCGUAUAAUACGAUAGGUUCUCCAACCAUUGGUCCUGGAAGGGCUGGUCCUUAUACGCAAGAAAGUGGCAUGCUUGGUUACAACGAAAUCUGCGAGUACAUUAAGCAGGGAUGGACCGUACAACGCGAGCCUGAACAACGUGUGCCUUAUGCUUUCAAAGACAACCAAUGGGUUGGAUACGACGACGUCAUAUCUCUUGAAGAGAAGGCCAAGUACGUUAUGUCCAAGGGACUUGGAGGUAUGAUGAUGUGGAGCGUCGAAACAGAUGACUUUCAUGGCACAUGUGGUGACAAAUAUCCGCUUUUGCACAGCAUAAACAGAGUACUGAGAGGAUAUAUUCCUCCUCCUUCUCCGACUUCUACUCCUACAAGAUUGCCUAAACCUGAUUCAUCAACUGUAACAAGACCAUUACCGACAUCAUCAACUACAGCACUGCCAUCAUCAACACCGUCUGACUCUAUAUGCACACAAGAAGGUUUUGUUCGAGAUCCAAAAGAUUGUUCAAUAUUUUACUAUUGUCAACAAGCAUACAACAAAUAUCUUAUUAAUAGAUUCCACUGCCCCUCUGGUCUUGUAUUUGAUACAUCGUUUAAUGGUUGCAAUUAUAGAUAUAAUGUACCUGAUUGUUAGAUUGAUACUAAUCGACCAAACGAGAUGUAUUUUGUAACAGAAUGUAAUAUUUUGUAUACGUAUCUACACAUACUGUAUUUAACACAUGCUGUACUGAAUUAUUUAAAAAAAUCUUAUUGUUCUUAUAUAAAAUUAAACUAAUGUCUAAUCAAUAUUAAAUCAAUAUAAAAUCUAAUCAAUACAAUUA
Messenger RNA from Bombus pyrosoma, 1790 nucleotides. RefSeq names its product chitinase-3-like protein 1. NCBI's taxonomy places the organism in Eukaryota, Metazoa, Arthropoda, Insecta, Hymenoptera, Apidae. The coding region runs from base 149 to 1603 and encodes 484 amino acids. The record is from RefSeq and is a predicted model, not a curated record. Gene Ontology annotation, biological process: chitin catabolic process; carbohydrate metabolic process. Gene Ontology annotation, cellular component: extracellular region. Gene Ontology annotation, molecular function: chitin binding; chitinase activity. The transcript has 5 exons.